GGAGACAGAGGCAGAGAGCUUUAGACUGGCUUUUCUCCGCUGUGCCUUUCAGCUCCUCUCUCACUGUAGAAAGAGGCGUGUCCAUGGACCAGUAUAAAGUCCAAGGAGAGCCACUCGUGUUGAGCCAUUCUCAGCAGUGAGUCCUUUGCACUGCACACCGGCAGCAAGAGGAGGAAACUACAGCCGUGACUUAAAACGCUGCCUACUUUUUGAUGACCUGCUUUGCAUUUGGACACUUGUAAACCAGAUUCUUUGGAAGGCGGGCGAGCCUCUGGACUCGGAGACAGAGCAAGGGCUCACCUGGUGGAUAUCCCUGCUGUUCAUUCCACCGUAACAAAAAAAACUAGUUCUUAUCACCACGACACUCGCCAGCUGAGCAGAUCAAGAGGCAGGCUCCAGUUUCUGCGCUGUGAAACUGAAUCAGAGGAACGGAGAGGCUAAGACAGCAGAGGCAUUGUGUCCCUGCAAUUGAAACACUAACCAGCUGAACAUAUCAAAGACUCUCCUGGACAAAGCGUUCCUCUCAAACCUCCUCUUGCUUGUCUUGUAAAAAAAAAAAAAAAUCUGCUGCUGAGGUAGAAAGUGAUCAAAAAAGCUGCACCACACUCAGAGGACAGAGGGAGGCUGAGGGGACCAUACACCAGGGCAGAGGAUUGUGUGCAGGUGCCGGGUGCUGCCAUGGGUCGUGGAGGUGGCGUGGCAGCAGCUCCGUCUUGCUGGGGCCUGUGGGUGUUUGGUGCCCUGUCGCUGGCGGCGCUCUGCCUGUCGGACCAGGCCAUCCGUUGCCCAGUGUGCUCCGAGGAGAGGCUGGCCAGCUGCCGCCUGCCGGAGGGCUGCGAGGAGACGGUGAAGGAGCCUGGCUGCGGCUGCUGUCCCACCUGCGCCCUGCCAAGAGGGGCGCACUGUGGCGUCUACUCGCCCCGAUGUGGGACGGGCCUCCGCUGCUACCCGCCACGUGGCGUGGAGAGGCCACUGCACUCGCUGAUGCAUGGCCAGGGGGUCUGCACCGACGAGAGGGAGGUGGAGGAGAACUCAGCAGUUGACAGGCAGGAAGAGAUCAUCCUCGAACAUCCGAACAACAGCAAUAUCCGGUGCAGUCCACAGGACAAGCGCUGCAUACAGAAGACUUUGGCCCGACACCCUCCGAAAUCCACAAAUCAGAGAAACAACGCCGCCAGAGAGGACACCAAGGCGGUGCUGGUGGGAGACGUCUUAUCAGUUUCACAGAAAACAACGAAACAAGGCAAUCCCUGCUGCUGCACAUGCCUCAGCAGGUGUUUCACAUUAAGGCUCCGUGUCGCGCCGAGCUACAAAGAGCGCUCGACAGAUUGGCAUCAAAUACCCGCACACAUGACGAUCUCUUCACAAUCCCCAUACCAAACUGUGACAAGAAUGGAGACUUCCACGCUAAACAGUGCCAUCCUGCUCGUGACGGCCAGCGGGGAAAGUGCUGGUGUGUGGAUCAGAAGACGGGGAUGAGGCUGCCGGGGCCGCUGGAGCUUCGAGGGGAUCUGGACUGCCACCAAUUAAUGACAGCAACCCUGAGGGACUGAGGAUAGAGGCAGUAGCGGUGCAGGACCAGCUGAAUCCUAGUGGUGCUCAUUAGUAGAACUACAUGACUAAAGGACUUCAUCCUUAGGCCUCACUCUACCUGAGGCCAACGGUACUUGAGCUUGUGCAACAAAAAAGAAACCAUUGAAUUGAGUUCUUUUGCUAUUUUUGUUUCUGCGUGUGAGAGUGUGUGAUCCGAAUCUUCUGAGCACUUGUUGUGUUUUGUUUUCUACAAUGUGAACUUCAGGCUGAUGGUCUUUAGACACAUACGCUUUAAAGUACCAGGUGGCAGACAGAAAAAAAACACACUUCCAGUUGUAGUUGUGAUCUUUGUAAGAAUGCAGAGUGUGUUGUUUUCUCUAAUGUAACUUCAGUGUAGUUCUUUAAAAAAAAAAAAAAUGACAAGAAAAUGUAUCCACUCCACCCAAUAAUCAAACCAGGAGCUGUUAGUCUUAUUCUUUCUGGAGAUGCAUCAGGACAAUCCAGAGAUGCUCCAUCAAAGGAUUGUGCACUCGUUUUUCAAACAAUUUAUGUGGCUCUUUAUUCUACUGUUGUAUAUUUCGUAAACCCCAUCCGUCUGGUAAGUAGGUUAAAGCAAACCAUAAAAUGUGUUUGCGCAAAGUCUAGUUAAGGGACAACAACCAGAGUAGCAAUAUAAGAUGAAACAAUGAAAAAAGAAGAAGCAGGGUUUACAAAGGAAUGCAAGAACCACACCCUCAUCCCCCCAUUCCAUGUUGAGUUACCGAAUGAUAAGCCAUAGCUUUUCACACCAUGGAGACCAAAGUGAAAAGUGAGAUUAGUCUGAAAAACUGUAUCUUUGCAACCCAGAAUAGAUUUGCUUCAUCAACCCGUGGUUCACUCUGCACCCCUCUCUCUUUGCCAACUCUCUUGCAUGAAGGACUGGCAGCGUAGCUGGGCUAGAAACUCUGUACACUGCUGAUAGGAUAAUCCUGUUUCUCCAGCUAGUGCUAAGAUGCCAGUAUGACUCUCGUGUUUGUAUGAAUAUGCUUUGACGUACAGGAUUUCUCUCCAAACAGACUGCUUGGCAGAACUUUGGUGGUGCUACAUAUUGAUUGUGCCAAAAUACAAAACAACAACAAAAAAAAGGCUUCUGCACUUUUUGUGCAUUGCUUAGGUUUGAAAGUGGAGCAUCAGCAAGUGUAAGAAUCACCUUCAAUGUUCUCAUCCACAUAUAAACAUCCCAUAUUAGCUUUGCACUAUCACUGCAGCACACUGGCAGAAUGUUUCCAUGGCCAGGCGUGAUGUGUUUUAAAUAUAGACGCAGAGUGUAAAAACUUUUAAUGAUUAAGCUUCUGGCAGCCAACCAACUUCUAGCUAUCAUGGUGUGGCUGUAAAGAUAACACGAUGAUAAUGAGGAAACCAGGAAUUCCUCUGUUAAUCUCACACAGCUAGUUAUCAGCCAUCUGUAGAUCAUCAUAAUAUUAACUGAAGGAGUGUAUUAACAGUGACAUAGCUACUCAAAUACAUACUUUAGACACUGUGGUUGGAGGCUGGUGGUGUUCUGGUGAGUCCUGAGUUGCAGAUUUAAGCUGUAUGGAGAAGCUGCUUUAUCUGCUCCACCUUUGGUUAUUGUUGACUCAAGAAAAGAUUACUGGUGUCAGUGGCACCACAGAGAAGAGGCAAUAAGCAAAGUAGCAUCAUGGCAUUAGUGUGUCAAGUGCAGUGUAGUGAUAUCAGAGAUGCUGAAAAGAAAAAUAGUCAUUUACUCUCAUACAAUAGAUUGCUGGCUCCACCAUCUGAUUUUACCUCGACAUCAUAGAAGUCUUAAAUUUGAGUAUUAGAGCCCAAGAAACUGAGGGUACAUCCACACGAAUACGUUUUCAUUUUAAAAUGUCUAACUUCUGCUACGUUUAGCUAGCGUCCACACAUUUCUGGCAUUUAGAAAUCCUAAAACAGAGAGUUAUGCAAACUCUAAGGUUGUGUUUAAGUCUAAACUGACAAAAAAAGAAGACUUUUGGAAGCAAUGUUGCAGACACCCAUGUUUGCUAUUUGAUUAAUCGUCACUACGUGUUCUCUCCUGAUUCAUCAAGCUCCGCUCACACGACAGGAAGAAAACAAAGACGUCAGUUCUGACAAGCAGUGGUUAAUUUAAUUCAAUACGGAUAAUGAAAAACAGGCAUUGUCUCUGGUAGUGUCUGUUGUGCAGUUCAGGAACUCCUCUAGUCUUACUUUUGACCAUUCUUUCUCUUCCUUUGUAGUAUUUUCAGCAACUGAGCAACCAGCCGCCUGCCUCAUGUUAACAUCGGCACCCACAUAUCCAAUGUAUGUUCAUGAGACACGCCUUUUCAAGCAUGUUAUAAAAAACAAACUGAAAUAGUUGCAAAAUGCUUGUGUGGACAGGUAUUGUUGUUGUUUCAAAAUUCCGUUCUAAAAUAAAAAUGUGGUAGUGUGUUUCUUCAGCAAAUCUGAUUUAAUUGCAGAAGCUUGCGUUUCUCUAAUUUGCUUAUCAUCCCAUUCAGUACAACAUACAGCCUUCAAAGGGGUGUACUAUGAAGCAAGAUUAAUGCUAUCGCGAGGUGUGCAGAGCGUAAAUCCAGAGUUUUUAAUGUCCCAAAGGUGAAUCUCUUUCAGUCUGUCAGAUGAUCAUGGUAACUGAUGCUGUUCAGGGUUUGGGAUAUAAAUCCGCUGUAAGCAGUGUCUCUCUUUCACCGAUUGUUUUCCAGAUGAUUCUCUCUGAGCGAUACAGAUUCUCAGCUAUGGUUUCAGCUACAAACAUAUUGAGUUGUAUGCAUUGUGUUGCCAUGAUAACCUACAUGCAUUCAGCUGGUGAUGCCACAAAUGCAAAAUUAUGUCUAUAUGCUUGAUCCCGAUUUGAUGCCAAGUCCGUUUUACACUGUUGAAAUUGCAACAAAUUUUCAAUCAAUAAUAUUAAUUUCACUUUGAUUUGGUCAAAAGUGACUUUCAUGUUUCCUUCAUUAUGGGUCAAUGUCAGACCAAAAUGCACUUCUUGAUGUUUAAAUGUAUAGCUCUAAUGUGAAGAUGUCAUGUUAGAAAUAAGUGGCUACAUUGAGAGUCACUGAGCGCUAAAAUAAAUAUAGUAGCUUAAAAUAAUGAACAGAUUUCUACCAGUGUUCCUCUCUGGCUUUAUUUGCAGUAUGGUGUUGCUUUUCAGUCAUUAUAAAUUGAAUAUCCUUCAUAGCUCUUAAUUAUAGCAUCCUGCUCCUCUUUAUCGAAGUCGGCAACACAUGACUGGUCUGUUUUCUAAGUCAAAUGAACCAUCAAACAUCUUCUUUUAUGUGACCGUGUGCAGAAUCUGGUGAAGAAAACCUGGUUAACAAAGAAACCACCAUUAUCUCUGUUUGUGGUUUUAGGUUUUGUUGAGCCAGAUAACACAAAGAAAGCCUGUAUAUGUUAAACUUGCUUCAUAGUACAGCCCUCCUUCUGUUGCUCUCUCCCAGUAAUCUCAUCCCAGCUAACUCCAAACAGCUGCCACAAAACAAAUCUGAUAAAUUUUCUCUCGUCUUCAUUUUUUUAAAAUUACUUGAGGGCUUGUUUUAGAUUUAGUUACACUCACAACAUUCUAAUUUAAAAAAUACCUAGACUUACACUUUGUAAUGAUGUAAUGAUGAUUGAAGGUGACUUCUUUUCUUGUCUCUGUGUUAGUUGAGUUGUUCUGUAAUAUAUAGUACCAAACGUUUGGUCCCUAGUUAUUAAUGAAACUGCAAACUGUAAGGAAUUUUAUCCAAUCACUGAGGCUCAGUUUAUACUAAGACAGUGUUUGUGCAGUUUUAAUUGUCAGUAACAAAGAACUGUAUCCAAAGGAAGUUCACCAAAACACAGACAGACAGACAGACAGACAGACAGACAGACAGACAGACAGACAGACAGACAGACAGACGGUGGUGGAGAAUCGUUGCGACAGCUAAAAAUAUCAAACACCAAAUAUCCUAAAAAUCGCUCCAAAGACUUCAAGCACAAAGACGUCAAUACUCAUUCAGUGAACUGCAUGCGCACAAAGAACGUUCCAGCAGAUUCCUAUCUUGUAAUUCAUCAACUAAUGAAGUGUAACUAAACACAUUUCGAACAGUCUUAAUCUUUGAGAGAGAUGGCAAACAGUUUUGGCUUUGAUUUCGUAAAGAAAAGCCUUCUAACUACAUAAAUGGUGUACUUAAGCUAUAGUGAGCUGCUUGAUCUCUAACUUUGCUGUACUGAACUGUAAUUACGUUUCUCCAGAAUAGACUGUUCCUUGUUUGCAUUUGAUAUUAUCUGUUAAUGUGUAGAAGAUAUGAAGUAAUGUUUGCAUGCAUACGGACGGACUGGGGUUGGAAGCAGCUGGAAACAGCUGUGCGUAUCUUGUCCACAACAGGAUUGUUAUACUCAAACACUGAAGUGAUCAAAAAACUGAAAUAUAGAGUUUCAAUCAAUGAAAUAAUCAGUUACAUUGUAAAUGUUUACCUGAUGAAAAUGUACACAUUGUAAUACAUCAAUUAAAACACUUUAGAAACUA
This is a messenger RNA of Amphiprion ocellaris (clown anemonefish), 6019 nucleotides long. RefSeq names its product insulin-like growth factor-binding protein 4. Bases 679 to 1479 code for a protein of 266 amino acids. Gene Ontology annotation, cellular component: extracellular region. NCBI's taxonomy places the organism in Eukaryota, Metazoa, Chordata, Actinopteri, Pomacentridae. The record is from RefSeq and is a predicted model, not a curated record. Gene Ontology annotation, molecular function: insulin-like growth factor I binding; insulin-like growth factor II binding. Gene Ontology annotation, biological process: regulation of insulin-like growth factor receptor signaling pathway. The transcript has 4 exons.